Messenger RNA from Lindgomyces ingoldianus, 2256 nucleotides. Its product is annotated as asparagine synthetase. Gene Ontology annotation, cellular component: cytosol. NCBI's taxonomy places the organism in Eukaryota, Fungi, Ascomycota, Dothideomycetes, Pleosporales, Lindgomycetaceae. Gene Ontology annotation, molecular function: asparagine synthase (glutamine-hydrolyzing) activity. The coding region runs from base 83 to 1846 and encodes 587 amino acids. The transcript is spliced from 8 exons. The record is from RefSeq and is a predicted model, not a curated record.
CCAGGACCUCUACUUAAGCCCCCGACCAUCCUGCCGCUGAGCUCCUCACUCCAUUAUCCCAUUCCCUCCCUCAACGGUCAAGAUGUGCGGUAUCUUCGCCUGUCACUGCCACCCCGAUGUGCGCAAGUUCAAGCCCACGGCUCUGAAGAUGGGCAAGGCCGUCCGACAUCGGGGCCCAGAUUGGAGUGGCAAUUGGAUCGCGAACAACACUAUCCUUGUCCACGAGCGUCUGAGCAUCGUCGGCGUCGAUUCCGGCGCGCAGCCGCUGGUCAACGACGAGGAGACCGUGUCUCUGGCAGUCAAUGGCGAAAUCUACAACCACCGCAUCCUCCGCAAGGGCCUCAAGACGCCGUACAACUUCAAGACGCACUCGGAUUGUGAAGUCAUCAUCCCGCUGUAUCUCGAACAUGACAUUGACGCUCCCCGACAUCUGGACGGCAUGUUCUCCUGGGUCCUGCACGAUAAAACCCAGGACCGAGUCAUCGCGGCACGGGACCCUAUUGGAAUCACUACAUUCUAUAUGGGAAGGUCGAGCACAACCCCCGGCGCUGUCUUCUUCGCUUCUGAGCUGAAGUGCCUCCACCCUGUCUGCGACAAUAUCAUCUCAUUCCCUCCCGGCCACGUCUACGACUCGAAAACGGACAAGCUGACCCGAUAUUAUGACCCCAAGUGGCUGAUGGAGCCGACCAACGUCCCUAACACACCGGUAGACUACAUGGCUCUCAGGACAACUUUCGAGAACUCGGUCCGCAAACGGUUGAUGGCUGAGGUGCCUUAUGGUGUCUUGCUUUCUGGCGGUCUUGACUCGAGUUUGGUGGCUUCAAUCGCGCAGCGAGAGACAUUACGGAUGAACGCGCUAGCAGAGGAACGCGCUAGUAGAACCAACGGAACCAAUGGCACUAACGGCAUCGAGCUCGAUGGACACGCCAAGGGCCAUCUAGUGGGUAUCGAUGAUUCUAACGAAUUGGCUACAGUCCAGAUCCUCCCUCAAUUGCACUCUUUUUCAAUUGGUCUUCCUAACUCACCGGAUGGGGUGGCUGCUAGAAAGGUGGCAGACUUCUUGGGAACGAAACAUCACACAUUCACUUUCACUAUUGAAGAUGGUCUCAAUGCUCUUUCCGACGUUAUCUACCACUUGGAAUCAUAUGAUGUCACUACGAUCCGCGCCUCAACGCCCAUGUUCCUGCUGAGCCGAAAGAUCAAAGCGCUGGGAGUGAAGAUGGUUCUCUCAGGUGAAGGAAGCGACGAAAUCUUCGGUGGGUAUCUGUAUUUCCAUGCUGCGCCAGACAAGGCCGCAUUCCACCAAGAAACCAUCCGCCGAGUCGAGAACCUGCAUCUGGCAGAUUGUCUCCGAGCCAACAAGUCAACCUCGGCGUGGGGAGUCGAAGCCCGUGUACCUUUCCUAGAUAAGGCAUUCCUUAACGUCGCCAUGAACGUCGAUCCGGCCGAGAAAAUGAUCACAAAAGACCGCAUUGAGAAGUAUAUUCUCCGCAAAGCCUUUGACACGAAGGACGAGCCAGACAACAAGCCAUACCUCCCGGACGAAAUCCUAUGGCGACAGAAGGAGCAGUUCUCCGACGGCGUAGGCUACGGAUGGAUCGACGCCCUCAAGGACAACGCGGAACUCCAUGUUACGGAUGAAAUGAUGAAGAAUCCGAAGCCAGAGUGGGGCGAGGAUAUCCCGGAUUCCAAGGAGGCGUAUUGGUAUAGGUGUAUGUUCGACGAGCAUUUCCCAAGCUAUUGCGCGAGUACUGUGAUGAGGUGGACUCCGACUUGGAGUAAGCAGACGGAUCCUAGUGGACGUGCCAUCGCCAUCCACGAAAAGAAAUACGAAUCCGCUGAAUGACUCCCACCUCUGCUAGCGAAAUUGUAGCCUACGAGCGAGCGACUAUGGCAUUGCGCCUCGCAUUAUCUGUCUUUACAAGCGGGGAUUCAGGUUAGAAAUUGGAAUAUAAGGUUUCAUGGUUUUCCUAUUUAUAACUGUCCUUUCCGGGGUGGUACAACGUCCUUUGUUUGCGAAUGAAUGAUGUUGGGGAUAGACUGCCUGCCUUGCCUUCGCUGGAACGCUUCUUUUGAGCAUGGAGCUGGAGCUUACUUGCCUUGCCAUGCCAUGACUGAUGGAUUCUUGUAUAUAGCAAAAUGAUGACGACGGUUAUGAUUGUGGUUGAGUUUUCGAGGUGUGGGACAAGAUGAGUGUGUGAUGUUCUUUGCUAUCGCCUUUGGAUGAUUAGGAACUAAGGCUUGUACUCAAUGGAG